Messenger RNA from Cutaneotrichosporon oleaginosum, 1416 nucleotides. RefSeq lists its product as uncharacterized. NCBI's taxonomy places the organism in Eukaryota, Fungi, Basidiomycota, Tremellomycetes, Trichosporonales, Trichosporonaceae. Gene Ontology annotation, cellular component: membrane. The record is from RefSeq and is a predicted model, not a curated record. Gene Ontology annotation, biological process: glucosylceramide biosynthetic process. Gene Ontology annotation, molecular function: ceramide glucosyltransferase activity.
CUCAACUCUCCCACCUUGAUGCCCGUAACAACAUAUGUUGCGCUGGGCGCACUCGUACUCUAUGCCGUCGUCUGGGUCAUCUGUCUGAACGGUCUACGGGUUGCUCGUGCGCGCUAUGGCAAGAAACUCGCCCCAUCCCGCCUCGCCGCUCUGCCGGCAAGCAGCGUGCCCGGGGUCAGCGUGAUCCGGCCACUGUGCGGCCUCGACACGAACAUGUACUCGACGCUCGAGAGUGUCAUGCGCCUCAACUAUCCCAACUACGAGGUGAUCUUUGCUCUGCAAGACCCCAAGGACGAGGCGCUGCCCGUCGUGCACAUGGUCAUGGCCCGGCACCCGCACAUUUCCGCACGGGUCGUGAUCAACUCAAACAAGGUCGGCGUCAACCCGAAAGUCAACAAUCUCAUGGAACCGUUCGCGCAGGCGUCGCACGACAUUCUGUGGGUGUUGGACGCGACGGUGGCGGUCGCGCCUGACGCACUCGGGCGCAUGGUUGACGCGUUUCUCGGCCGCCGGGGCGACGAAGAGAGCGCGCCGCUUAUCGCCGACGGAGAGAGACCGCCGCCGUCGCGCGGGAUGGUCGGACUCGUACACCAGGUCCCCACCGCCGUCGUCUACCACGCGACAUGGGGCAGCCUCAUCGAACAGGCGUACCUGAACACGACCCACGCCAAGAUGUACCUGAGCAUUAACAACGUCGCGAUCGAGUCGUGCGUCGUCGGCAAGAGUUGCAUGUAUUCUCGCGCCAACAUCAACGCGCUCUCGUCGCCGGCGCCCUCCCUGGCCUCGCAGAACGUGCACGGCCUCGCGGGCUUUGGGCCUUUCAUGGCUGAGGAUAACAUGAUUGCCCUGUCGAUAUGGCACGAGCUGGGCCUCAAGCACGCCAUGACGGGCGACGUCGCGACUGACUUUCUCGGUGCCCUCUCCGUGAAAGACUAUUUCAUGCGACGGGCGCGCUGGAUCCGCGUGCGCAAGAUGAUGACGCUCCCCGCUACCUCGAUGGAGCCGUUCACCGAGAGCAUCCUCGCCAGUCUGUAUGGCGCGUGGGCCGUGCACCACCUCUUUGGUGUGUCGCGGCUGCUGUUCUGGGUGCUCAGUAUGGGCGCAUGGCUAGCGACCGACCUCGCGGUCAGGAGGGCGCUGGCGACCAAUGUGAGGCACGUCGGCCCACCACAGCCUACGAGUCGGUUCUUGCUGGCCUGGGCGGCGCGGGAAUGCCUUGCCCUCCCGAUCUGGCUGUAUGCCAUGGCCGGGAGUCGGGUUGUAUGGCGCGGCAAAGCGUAUCGCGUCCUUGCCUCCGGUGAGGCCAAGCGGCUCGACUAAUCAUAUCUCCAGCAUUUGCCUCCCAGUGUGUCCCCCCACCACCCACCCCCCACACCUUCUACCCAUGUAGCAUAUGCAUAGACACCUAGACGCGCG